Thelazia callipaeda (thelaziosis nematode) is the source of this 1872-nucleotide messenger RNA. The record is from the annotation of a GenBank genome assembly. NCBI's taxonomy places the organism in Eukaryota, Metazoa, Nematoda, Chromadorea, Rhabditida, Thelaziidae.
AUGGCUUAUGUUAUGGUGGAUAUGCCUAAAGUUAUGUCAAUGCUAAUGUUUAUCGACAUUGUGAUAAACGGAGAUUUACAUAGUUACGCUCGUAAUCAAAACAUCGAUUCGGCUGAACGCUACGACGCAGAUGCUGACUUAUCAAUACCUCUUGAUGCACAAGGACAGCCUCAUUAUUUGAUGUCAAACAAAAGUGGGUCCGAAGCUGCUUGGGAAAAGAAAUCUGUAUUUCCGAAGUAUGAGGAUGAAAGAAGCCUUUGUUAUUGUAACUAUUCUCCCGAACUUUGUGGUGGAUAUGGGAAUUUUACAUGUAUCAAACAACUGGAAGCAUCAUGUUUCCAUUUCACCGAAGAAGUUAUUUACAAUGAAAAAUUAAAACGAAUGGAAACCACACAUUUAUUUGGUUGCGCCCCAUUAACUCGUGGAUCAGAUGGUUCUUAUUUUACUUGUCAGGCUUAUUUGAUUGCCCAUGCUCGACCUAAAAGUAUCGUUUGUUGUCAAGAAGGAAAUUACUGCAAUCGCAAUUUAUCUGUCCCAUCCUAUUCCAAUAUCUCACCUGAAGUUUUUGAUCGUUCUAUAUUUUCUCACACAACAUUCGCAGUUAUUAUUUACGCUGUUCUAUUUUCAGUAUUUACUGUAAUAGCAAUACCAUUUUAUUGGAAAAGAGAGCUAAUAAUGCGCAAGCUGAAGUCAUCACGUCAAGACACAGUCCCUCAAAUAACAGAUAUGGAGGAGAGCGAAAAAGCUCCUAUGCUUCACGAUGUUAGUAGUGGUUCUGGUUCUGGUUUUGCCAGUCUGAAUCAACGAACGGUUGCACAGGAUCUGGAGUUUCUAUCUGUAGUUGGUAAAGGACGUUAUGGAGAAGUGAAAAAAGCGCGAUACCGUGGCGACCGUAUCGUUGCCGUUAAAACAUUUUAUACAACAGAAGAGGAUUCGUGGAAAAAUGAAAAAGAAAUUUAUCAGACGCAAAUGCUGAAUCAUGAAAAUAUUUUACAGUUUGUUGCCGCUGAUAUUGGAAGUGAAGAUUCAAUCACACGAAUGCUUCUGAUUACAGAUUUUCAUGCUUAUGGUUCUCUCUUUGAAUACUUACAGCGUGGGCAAGCCCUUUCUAUUAGCGAAGCUUUACAUCUGGCGUAUAGCGCAAUUUGUGGUUUGGAGCAUUUACAUAGUGCAUUGCAUGGAACUGGGACACCACAGAAACCAGCAAUCGCUCAUCGUGAUGUAAAAUCAAAAAAUAUUAUUGUAAAAAGACCUUAUGUUUGUUGCAUUGCUGAUUUUGGAUUAGCAUUGACGGAAGAUAUGGUGAAAUUUAAAGUUGGAAUAAAUAUACAAGUUGGUACUAAGCGAUAUAUGGCUCCAGAAGUGCUCGACAAGUCGCUUAAUAUCAAAAACUUUUAUCAUUACAAAAUGGCUGAUAUCUAUUCAUUUUCUUUAGUUCUUUGGGAAAUACUCCGACGUAUUGAGGAAGAUAAUUGUCUUUCAAGGAAUUCAGAAAGUGAUAGUGGUAUUGGAAGCAGCGGUAGCGGAUGUGCCACGGCAAAGGUUGUCCCUGGUUUCGUUGUUAAUCCUGAUGUACCUAAAUAUUUCUGUCUUUCAAACAAUAUCGUGGAUCAGCAAAAUGUUUCGGACAAUUCUUUAUCAUUAAUUACGCGGCCUCCAAUACAACCGUUUGAUGGUAUGGUUGAUCCGGAUCCAUCGUUUGAACAAAUGCAUCGCAUCGUUUGCAUGCAAGGCAAAAGACCACCAUUGGAAGAUGCUUGGAUCAACGAUAUAUGUUUAAAAGAAAUCUGUGAACUGAUAGCUGAAUGUUGGAGUUCAAAUAUCGAAUGUCGGCACACUGCAUUGCGAAACCGUUAUUCUUCAUUGGAGUAG